AUGACGUCGGAUAAGCAAACGAAAUCGUCCUCUUGGCUAUUACGAUCCUGCAAGAGAAGCCGGUUUAAAAUAGAAUUGUUCUAUUUGAUUUUCGGAUAUUUGUUGACGCAUUGCUCGGCUAGAAACAAUCCUCCCAGAUUCCUCAUAGACGGACAAACGGAGAUCGUGCUUAGACUGAAGGAGGGACCCGAGACUCCAAUUGGCAGCCUGAUUUACAGACUCAGAGGCAUCGAUCCGGACGGCGACGGCUUGAUAUUUGGCGUUCGAGAUCAGCCGGGUAGCGAUGUGAUUCGAGUUGAGAAUACCAGUCCCGACGAAGCCAACAUUUACCUAAACAAGUUGCUGGAUAGAGAGACCAGGGAUGAAUUCGCGCUCGUGUUAACGUUGACGGACGGCAGACUGGGCGAGGGAAAUUUCAUCACGCAGAGUCUGCUGCUUCUGGUCGAGGAUAUUAACGACAACGUGCCGAUCUUCCGUCCACAUCCGCCCUCGUUGACGAUCCGCGAAGACGCGAGGCCGCGCAUUUUAACAACGGUGGAGGCCACCGACGCCGAUCUGGGCGCUCAUGGGCAAGUGGUUUAUUAUCUGCAAGAACUCGACGGUGACAACAACGUCUUCAGCAUAUUUACGGUGAACGGCAAAGGUAUCAUACGCUUAGUCGGUUCGUUGGAUUACGAACGGAAGUAUCUCUACCAACUGAGGAUCUUGGCCGUGGAUCGCGCGAUAAAUGAAAAGGUAAACACAGGAACGACUGCGAUUUUGAUCAAAGUACAGGAUGUGGAGGACCAGCCGCCGGAAUUCAUAGCCAUGACGCCAGUGGCGAGGAUCAGCGAGAAUGCCAGGAUUGGCACAUCUGUUUUGCAAGUUCGUGCCGUGGAUGGUGACAAAGGGAUAAACAACAAAGUGACGUACAGCAUCACGGAAGGGCCAAGAUAUCUGUUCGAUAUUAACGCGACGUCCGGCCUCGUGUUCACAAGGGCACAGCUGGACAGAGAAGCCGACGAGAACAGCGAUGGCACUUUCAUUUUGGAAAUUACAGUGAGGGAAGUGUCAAAGAUCAAUCCACCGCCGUCUGUCAGUACCGAAGUCACCAUUAUCCUCACUGAUGUGAACGACGAAACGCCGACGUUUAGAAGCGUGCUGUACCGCGCUGAAAUAAACGAGAAUGCGCCGCAAAAUACACCGGUUAGCUUCAUCGGCGAUGCUGUGCCAGAAGUUUUCGAUCACGACUUGGGUUCCAAUGGCACGUUUCACAUAUUUGUCGAAGGUGGCGGUGGAAUGUUCGAUGUAACGCCAUUCCGUGGGAUUAACGAGGCGCCGUUUUUAAUACGCGUUAAGGACUCGAGUAAACUCGACUUUGAAAAAAUAAAAGAGGUAAAUUUUACUCUCGUCGCGAAAGAAAUCACACCGAUCUCCCCGAAGUACAGCACUGUACCGGUUACGGUUCUUAUAAAGGAUCAGAAUGACAAUUAUCCGGAAUUUACGAAAAGCAUCUACGAGGUCUCGAUCCCGGAAAAUUGCGCCGAAGGGACCACCGUGGCUUGGGUCCAAGCUUUGGACGAAGACAGCGGUAACUUCGGAACGAAUGGAAUACGAUAUACAACUUUAGGCGGUAGCAUUGCACAUGCGCUGGCGAUGGAUCCUCUCAGCGGUAUAAUAACAGUCAAACAUUCCGGGUCCAAUUUUGAUCGAGAACUAGUAGCUCGACAUUAUCUCACAGUCGAAGCCCGAGACGAUCUUGGAAAGGGGAACCGCAAUGCCGCGCAGUUAAUAGUCAACGUCGACGAUGUCAACGACAACGCACCUGUGUUUCUACAGAACAGAUACGAAGCGGUGCUCUUGGAGAACGAGGAUCAUUUCGAGUCUCCUCUGGUCGUCGAAGCGUUUGACAUCGAUUUAAACGGGACGCGAAACAGCGAAGUGGUUUACGCUCUGGUAUCGGGCGAAUUCUCUCGAAAUUUCUCGAUCGAUGCGAAACGUGGUGUCAUAACGCCCAGGCAUCCGCUGGAUUACGAGGCUCUGCCUAUCAAACAGGGACACAAAGAAACGGCUAUACGUCCAUUGAGAUUGACUGUGCGCGCUAGAGAUGUGGGCACGCCGAGUAUGAGCUCCGAUGUCCCUCUGAUUAUUUAUUUGAAAGAUAUCAACGACAACGCGCCCGCUUUCGAAAGAACGGUUUACAAGAGAAACAUCCCCGAGGAUUUGGCGGGCGGCACGAGCGUCGUGCAGGUGAAAGCUUGGGACAAAGAUUUGUCAUCGCCCAAUAAUAAAUUGGUGUACCGAAUUCAAAGCGGGGCUGGAGACAAGUUCGUAAUUAGUCCCGAAACGGGCGUGAUUCGAGUGGCUCCUGGCUCGAAUUUAGACCCGGAUCUGACAUCGCCGAAAACAACGAGGUACAACUUAAACGUUAUCGCGAUCGACAGCGGCACGGAAAUCCAACGGACGGCCGAGGUACUUGUGAAUAUCACGAUCGACGAUGUCAAUAAUAAACCGCCUGUUUUCGUCGAACCUGGAACUGUCAUCAUCAGAGAGAAUACUCAGGUUGGCGCGUACGUACAUCGCUUAGUGGCGCAAGAUCCAGACGUGGCUCCGGAACUACGUUAUCGGGUGGAUUCUAAUUCAUCGGAGGCGCGAAACGAGGAGGGCACGUUAAUAAAAAUACAAGAAUACGACUAUUUGGCAGCGUUGGAAUUAAACAAAUUUGACGGUCUGUUGCGCAUUGUAAAACUCUUGGACAGAGAAAGAGUGGAGACUAUCAGGUUGGGGCUCGUAGUUGAGGAUUUUGCCGCAGUAAGAGGCUUGCAAACUGCAUCCGCUACACUGAGUAUAAUUAUCGAGGAUGAGAAUGACAACAAUCCGAAGUUCCGGAAACCCUUUUAUAGACGCUCCGUUACUGAAAACAGUAAAAAUGGCGUUAAUAUCGCGAAUAUCGUUGCCGACGACGCUGACAAAAAUCGUAGCAUUACUUAUUCCUUGCAAGGGCCGAAGGAGAUAGCGGAGCUCGUGCAUUUAGAUCCUGAAACUGGAGAAAUGGUCGUCGCUAGUAAGAUCGAUAGAGAAUUAUAUUCGUGGCUUAACUUGACCAUCAGGGCCACAGACUCCGGAGUUCCAUCUCGAUCGAGUUUGGCGGAAGUGUAUGUUCAAGUAUUAGAUGAAAACGAUAACAAUCCGUAUUUCGUUUCGAACGUCAGUAACGUGACUGUCAUGGAAAACUCCAAAAUCGGCACGGAGAUCACAGUUAUACAAGCGAGAGAUCCCGACAGUGGAGAUUACGGCAAAAUUACUUAUCUUUUAGACAGAAUGUCGUCACAGGGGACUUUCGCUAUCCAUCCGGAAACCGGAUCCCUGACAGUGGCUGACGUUCUGGAUUGGGAGACCAAACACAGCUACGUUUUAGUUAUAGAAGCUUGGGACAAUUAUCAAUUCGGUUAUACAGCGGGGGAGUCUCGAAAUGCGUUCAAACAAAUCCAAGUAACCGUCAUUGAUAUGAAUGACAACUUGCCGAAGAUGGAUAUGCCACAAGGUUGCGUCUCCAUAUCGGAGUUUCACGACAUACGAGACCUGAUUUUCGUCAUUAAAACGAAGGACGCGGACGAUCCAACCACACCGAACGGCCGAGUUCAAAUUAGAAUAAUUUCUGGUAACGAGCUAGGUUUAUUCAUAUUGGAGCAAACUGAUUAUUGGACAGCGAAGAUCAAAGCUGCGCGAUCAUUGAGAGGGAAAUUCGGGAAUUACACGCUACACGUGGAAGCACGCGAUCUGGGAACACCGUCCAACAAGGAUAACGGAAUUCUGGAAAUCUGUGUCACGGAUUAUAACGAUAAUCCACCAUUGUUCAUCAGUCCUCAGCACAAUACUACCAUUCGAGUUCCAGAGAAUAUAACAGUAGGAAGCCCGAUUAUUCAAAUCGAGGCGAAAGACGCUGAUACGGGAUUAAACGGCGAUGUACAUUAUCGUUUGAAGCAGGACCUGGCGGGUCAUUGGAGGACCUUUCGCAUCGACGACAAAACUGGCGUGAUAUCUUUAAAAUCGCCACUGGACAGAGAGACUCAGAAGUUAUAUGAGAUUCGAGUGGAAGCAUAUGAUUUAGGUACUCCGACUCCCUUAAGUUCCGAUCUCGAUCUAAUCAUCUAUGUUCGCAACAUCAAUGAUUUCGAGCCGCAAUUUUUGCUGAAUAUUUUUAACAUCAAUUUCACGGAGGAGCAACCUCCUGGGUCGGAGAUGAUAUUACUUCCGGAAACAGUCGACAGAGACGAAGUCGAUGACUUGGACGAUCCUCCUACUCUAGUUUGUUAUUUUAUAGUUGGCGGAAACGAUGAUGGAUUGUUUGUUUUAGAUAUCUACAGACACGAACUUAGCACGGCUAAAAUACUGGAUAGAGAGCAGCGAGAAGAACAUAUUUUGCUCAUUAAAGCAACUGAAGAUUGCGAGACCGUGCCAGACGAUGAAACGACAUUUGAUAAGGCCGAUGACACUUUGUUGCAAGUCGUUGUAAAAGUCGACGACAUCAACGACAAUGCACCGCGAUUUAUUAACAAAAUUUUCACGGGCGGUGUCACUACUGAAGCCGAUUUUGGCACACAAUUUAUGCAUGUUAAGGCAAUUGAUUUGGACGCAGGUGAUAACGCGAUGCUCGGUUAUUAUCAAGUUGGCAAAAUCCAUAUGACAUUAACCGAGGGUUUCGAAAAUAUGCAACUGCAGCCUUUUCUCGUAAAUAAGGAUACUGGAGCGGUGAGCCUGAAUUUUGAUCCGCAACGAGGGAUGAAGGGUUACUUCGAUUUCAUGGUGCUCGUUAACGACACGUACGGCUUGCAAGAUACUGCGAGGGUUUUCAUUUAUUUAUUGCGGGAGGAUCAACGAGUUCGUUUUGUUCUUCGUCAACAUCCGCCGGAAGUCAGAAGUCGAAUCGAAACAUUCCGCGAAGUUCUGGGCAACGUUACCAGCGCUAUUAUUAACGUCGACGAGUACAAAGUGCACGAGAAUCAGGACGGUUCUGUGGAUCGGACGAAGACGGAUUUAUAUUUGCACCUCGUGAAUCGUCGAGAUAAUUCGAUUCUGGAAGUGUCCGAAGUGCUCGAGCUGGUCGACCGGAACAUCGAGAAGCUCGACAAUCUAUUCAAGGAGUUCAACGUCCUCGACACGCAGCCGGCGAAAGCUCAACCGGUCAUGCAGUACGAACAAGCCGGGACCACUUUCUGGCUCCUCACGUUGACCCUGUUUCUAGGAGCUCUACUGAUACUGUGUGUCACGCUGUGUUUGUCACAAAGGGCGUCUUUCAGAAGACAACUGAAAGCGGCAAACGCGUCACCGUUCGGUGCGUCGGAUUCGGAAUUCAUCCGAAGUCCUGGUCGUGUUCCAAAUACGAACAAACACAGCAUGGAAGGCUCGAAUCCUAUAUGGAUGCACGCUUACGAGAACGAGUGGUUCAAGAGCGACGAGUCGUUCAGCCAUACGUCCGAGAGAGAUUCCCUCGAUGAAAACGCGCUUAAUAACGAGGAAAUAAUGAACGAAGCCAAUGCAAACCAAAGAGCAGAGGAUAAACCAUAUUAUAUAGAGCCGAGGGUUUCGACUAUUUCCAGCGUCGAGAGCAUAGAUAUUCAAAAUGAUUAUAGCAGAGAUUCACCGAUUUACGCGGGACACAGCGCAAUCGUCAAUCCUAUGGGGAAAAAGAUCGAAACAACGGAAUUAUAGUGAAUCACUAGAUAUCAAAAUCACAAACUGUUAACCAAUUGCAUUAUCGAGUUAUAAUGUAGAUACACAGUGCGGUGCAGAAUUGCGUUGUAAAUAAUUACGUUACACGAUUGACUAAAACGGAUACAUCUUACGAACUGUUAUAAAAGACGUCAGACGCAGUGUCCUCGCGAAGUAUUUAUUGUGCGUGUAUGGUGCGAAGUUAAUAGGCGAUGAUGUAUAUUUAAUUUAUAUUGUACGAUAUG
This is a messenger RNA of Dinoponera quadriceps, 5936 nucleotides long. Its product is annotated as cadherin-23. The coding region runs from base 1 to 5691 and encodes 1896 amino acids. The record is from RefSeq and is a predicted model, not a curated record. NCBI's taxonomy places the organism in Eukaryota, Metazoa, Arthropoda, Insecta, Hymenoptera, Formicidae. Gene Ontology annotation, molecular function: calcium ion binding. Gene Ontology annotation, cellular component: plasma membrane; cell-cell junction. Gene Ontology annotation, biological process: homophilic cell-cell adhesion. The transcript has 24 exons.